AUGGAUGAGCUGGAGGACUUCACUUUGCAGGACCUGGAUGGUGCCUGGGUUUGCCCCAAAGGGCUCUUCCACCACAUUCAAAAGGCCGUGCUUUCUUCUGAGGGGUCUUUGGCCAGACCGUUUCGAGCCGACCGGGCUGACAAGCAUGGACCAAACCAUUUCUCCGUGGGGCACCGAAGGCGCAAAGGAUCCGCUCCAUCCACUCUGCUGCGCUGCCAACUAAGGUCCAGGUGCACCCUGCUAUGGACGAGUCCAGCUUACAAGGAGCAGUGGGAGCGGUACACGCCUUCCAUCGCUGGUUGUCUGGAAGCCCUCUUCAUCGGACGUGAUGGAACAGAGGUGAGGGCGGAUGUGGCCAAGGCAACAAAUGUGCGCGAACUGCGGAAGGAAGCAUGCAAGCAGUCUCUCCGAUCGUGGGGGUUUUCAGUUAUCUCCUUGGACGAGCUAUCUUUGACGGAAGUUGCAACUGGCAAGGUCUUGACAGACAGCUGUGACCUCUCCAGUUCUGAAGAUGUCAAAUUGAGAGUAUCAACCUCUCUGUCCGACAUGAUCUUGGCGGGGCGACUGCGACUAACAUAUGCAGACGGGAGAGCGUGCGAAGCAGAUGUCCAGCAUGUUUUUCACCUGCGUGAAAUAUUCGCGAGUGUGGCGAAGCACACGUCGCGACCUCCUGAGUUCGUCAGAAUAUUCGCAGGCUGCAAACAGGGAAAUGUGCAACUGCGCAGUACUCAGACAUGGAUCUGUGGACCGGACGACGAAGUCGUGCUUGAAGUGCAUCUGCGAGAGACCAUAGCUGAGCUGUGGUCUUCUCGGAGGCUCUCACUGCUGCGUGACGGUCAGGACUGGCACGUAGAUCUCUCGAAGACCUGGACACUGGAGCAGCUGCGGGAAGUUCUUGCACGUGAAACGCUUCGCCCUUCCCGCUUUGUCCGCUUCGCGAAUGAAGACUUGUACCGUAAUGAGGCUUGGAAUCUCGAGCUUGGACAGAGCAUGAACAUUGAAGUGCAGAUAUGUCCAACUGUUGCAGAGCUAAUAAGCCAAAGCGGGGUGAAGAUCGUCAACUGUAUGACCGGUGAUGAAAUUUCCAUGGCUGCAAAGGAAGCAUCGUGCCUCCAAUCCAUCCAAGACUUGCGCGAGCACAUUGCUCGUUGUCGUAAACUGCGUGCCACUGCUGUGACCCUGCUCGCCAAUGACAAACCGCUGUGGGACAAAGAUCUCUGCGAUCUAUGCACGAUCAGUGCAGGCAGCACGAUAGCGGUUUGCCUGCGUGAUCCCAAGCUUUGUGAACAGGGACAGCACGAGGAAAUGGUUUUCUGCAACAACGGCUACAAUGACAAGGUCGAGUACGAGUUGGCUCGGAGCGUUCCUGAGCCAGGGAAGAAGGCGAAGAAGGAUGAGAUACCGCUGUCGCAGCGGGAUGAGCCACCUCAGCCUCUUCCAGAGGACGGCAAGUGGCAAUGGUCAGCCAGCACCACCUUCCUGUGGGCGAUGACCGGGAAGAAGAAGUGUGGCUGGGUGCAGCUGCUCCCUCGGGGAAAGCUUUCCACCACUUGGUGUCUUGGGAGCUGGGAGGUCUUGGCCAACAAUACGGAUGUCAUCGACAUGAGCUUCAGCGAUUACAGACAUCUUUGCCACUACAAGGACGGCGGCUUCGUGGUCGAGCAGAAGUACGGCUUAAGGACAGGCAAGGACGCCUACAAGCCUGGCGUUGCCAAGACGGAAGGCUUCAUCACGAAAAACGACCAGCGAGGUCACAGUGGCGUUCCAGGCUACAAAUCAUCCUCCGGUCGAGGUUCCAAGCGGAAGGACCUCAGCGACGACGAGGCCGAAGCAAAGGCAGCCAGCUUCCUUCAAAAGGACCUCUCCUUCGAAGCCUUCUUCGGCGCCUGGUCGGACUGGAAAUCAAAGCGCGAGAGGUGCUUCUCCGAAGUGCCCUGGGCCACAGCCGCGCCUGAGGUGCCUAUGCCGGAGGAGACAAAGGCCGAAGCUGCGCUCCGCGAGGCGGAGGAAGCAGAGGAAGCUGCAGAGGGAGCUGCCCUGGAGGCCACUGCCGAGGCCUGUGUCUGCAUGUCCCACAGCGGUACAGUAGCCUCUUCCUCCACAGCUGCAGAGGAGGAGGAGCAGGAGCAGGAGCUGAAGGGACUUUGCAUAAUUCGACGCCAGAAACGCUUCUUUGCGCAGAAAGGGGUCCGAGCCAAAACGCUGUGCUGGCUGCGCCGCAUAAACAGAAAAGAAGCAUCGCCGGGUGGGUUGCGGACUCCACAGGGCCUAUUUGUCUAG
Molecule: messenger RNA, 2280 nt
Organism: Symbiodinium sp. CCMP2592
Lineage: Eukaryota; Dinophyceae; Suessiales; Symbiodiniaceae
Source: the annotation of a GenBank genome assembly